Messenger RNA from Magnolia sinica, 1403 nucleotides. RefSeq names its product cytochrome c1-2, heme protein, mitochondrial-like. Gene Ontology annotation, molecular function: electron transfer activity; heme binding. NCBI's taxonomy places the organism in Eukaryota, Viridiplantae, Streptophyta, Magnoliopsida, Magnoliales, Magnoliaceae. Gene Ontology annotation, biological process: mitochondrial electron transport, ubiquinol to cytochrome c. The coding region runs from base 286 to 1221 and encodes 311 amino acids. The transcript has 7 exons. The record is from RefSeq and is a predicted model, not a curated record.
GGAAAAUUACCAAACUACCCUUCCACCUGGUUUACCCGAACAUUAGUAAUCUCUCCUGUGGGAUCGAAAAUUCGUUUUCUAGGGUUCUCUUUCAUCUUCUCCACCAAUCCUAACCAGGUAAUAGAAAAGACGAGAAAAUCCAAUCUCCUUCUCUUUCAGAUCUCUUCUCACUAUCUGCAAAUCGCAAUCCCAUACGCUUCAAAAUCUAGAUUUUCAUUUCGCCCUCUUCUUUCCUCCGCAGAGUACUUCCGUGUCUUUUCUCUUUUCACGGAGAAAUCGAUUCUAAUGGCGUCCGGAAGAGCCAUUAGUCAGCUUCUGAGUAGAAGAUUUCAGUCGCAAUCUACUACAGCAGCUCCUGUAGUGUCAUCAUUUAUGUCGAAGAGGGAUCAAGAUGGAUUUGGUUCUGCCGGCAUGAAGUCCCUAAGAGCAUUGGCACUCCUUGGAGCGGGUGUUUCUGGUCUUCUCAGUUUCGCCAGCAUAGCAUCUGCUGAUGAAGCGGAGCAUGGCUUAGCUUGUCCAAACUAUCCUUGGCCCCACAGUGGCAUUCUUAGUUCCUAUGACCACGCAUCGAUUCGGCGUGGUCACCAAGUUUACCAACAAGUUUGCGCGUCUUGUCACUCGAUGUCUCUGAUUUCAUAUCGAGAUCUUGUUGGUGUGGCAUAUACGGAGGAGGAGACAAAGGCUAUGGCAGCUGAGAUUGAAGUGGUUGAUGGGCCUAAUGAUGAAGGUGAGAUGUUUACCCGUCCUGGUAAGUUAAGUGAUCGUUUCCCUCAGCCCUAUGCGAAUGAACAGGCAGCAAGGUUUGCUAAUGGAGGGGCAUAUCCUCCUGAUCUGAGCCUCAUUACAAAGGCCCGACACAAUGGUCAGAACUAUGUGUUCGCUCUCCUCACUGGCUACCAUGAUCCUCCUGCUGGUGUUUCGAUUCGAGAAGGGUUGCACUACAAUCCAUACUUUCCUGGCGGUGCGAUAGCUAUGCCCAAAAUGCUUAUUGAUGGUGCUGUUGAGUAUGAAGAUGGUACUCCUGCAACCGAAGCCCAGAUGGGAAAAGAUGUUGUAACAUUUUUAUCAUGGGCAGCAGAACCAGAGAUGGAAGAGAGGAAGCUGAUGGGUUUCAAAUGGAUAUUUGUUCUGUCGCUGGCUCUUCUCCAAGCUGCUUAUUACCGGCGCUUGAGGUGGUCUGUUCUCAAGUCACGGAAACUGGUUCUUGAUGUUGUCAACUGAUCCUUGUUUCAUCAUAAAAUUUGUUUGUGUGCAAGGAUUCAAACAGAAUAAUGAGUGCAUGAUUUGGGAGUAUAUUGCUGUCGUAAAUGUGACAUGGUUUAGGCAGGCAAUGGAAAAUACAAUGAGAUACGUCCCAUUUCAAGUAUUUUUUAGAGAGAGGAAAAUGCUACUCAGAUUUUUUA